CCAGCCAAUCGCCGAGCCGGAUACGAAGUAGCCCGUUCGUAUUCGCACAUUCGACGCGCGGCUCAUCGGGCAGUCCUCACUCUACCUUCUUCAAAUGGUGGCUAACGGCAGUGAUGUCGAUCGUUCACGCGCUCCUCCUCUUUCCCAGGAAGAGCCCUUCCUUGUCCUCGAGCAACGAAUCUGCGGGGCUUGGUUCGUUGCUAGUUCAGUUUAGGCGGUUGUCAAGGGAGAAACAAGAUGGCGACAGCGACGGAGGAAGACACGGAGCUGAGGGAUCUCCUCGUGCAGACGCUUGAGUCUAGUGGGGUGCUUAAUAAAAUCAAGGCAGAAUUGCGAGCAGCUGUAUUUUUAGCAUUGGAAGAGCAAGAAAAAGUAGAGAACAAAACACCUCUGGUAAAUGAAAGCUUGAAAAAAUUUUUAAACACAAAAGAUGGUCGAUUGGUGGCUAGUCUGGUUGCUGAAUUUCUCAAAUUCUUCAAUCUUGAUUUUACUUUGGCUGUUUUUCAGCCUGAAUCAAGCACCUUAAAUGGUCUUGAGGCUCGAGAGAAUUUAGCACGAGACUUGGGAAUUAUAGAAGCUAAAGCUAUAGUAGAUGGGCCCUUGCUGCUAGAAGUGGUCAGAAGAUGUCAGCAGAAAAAAGGAGUUUCUAAUAUCGGAGAGGUAGCUGCAAUAAAAUCUGACAGUGUACAUUCUCCUCCAAAAUCAUCAGAUGGAAGAUCUAAUAUACACUCAUUGCCGAGUAAAAUACCAAGGUAUAAAGGACAUCGUAAACAGAAAAGGUGCUUGGAUACAGCUGAGCAGGUUACUGAAACAAGUCAUAGUGAUACAAGUGUUUUGUCUGGAGAAACAAAGAGCAAAGGCACCAUUCACUUCUUACCUAAUGAAACAAAACUAAUUUCUCAAGCAAACAAAGACAUAGAUACCAAAGAAAAGAAUAGUCUAGCAGUAGAGGAAGAUGAUGCAGAAGAAGAUUCAUUCUUUGAUGAUCCCAUACCAAAACCAGAACGAUUGUAUGGCUGGAAGAACGACUCUAGCAAAGAAGGAAAUGUUGCAUCUCUUUCUGAUGCAGCACCUGUAAAGACUGGUUUGAGCUCUUUGGCUGGAGCACCUCCACUAAAGGAGUCUGACGAUGCAAAUUCAAUUUUGAAAGAUGUAAAGAUGGUCAAUUCGAAAAUUGGAUCACUUGAACUAGGGGAUGAAGAUGAAUAUGCUGAUGACUUCAACAGCACUAGUCAUCGGUCAGAGAAAAGUGAAGCCAGCAUUGGUGAAGAAAUAGAUGAUAUUUCUGUGGAAUUAGAAGACUUCAAUACUAGUGAUAAACUUGAAGACCUCACACAAGACUUCACCAUUUCUCAAUUAAGUGGUGAUGCAGAUUAUCUAGAAGAUGUUGCAUGAAUAAAGAAAGCAAAUAUCUUAACUUGUUGGAUUGAGGACCUUUGUAGACUAUAUUUUAAGACAAUCACUCUGCUGAAAUAUCCCCUCCCAAAUUGUGCCUUGUUUCAACAGAAACCCCAACAAACUGGAGUUGGGAAAAGAGUUUUAAACUUGCAAGAAAAGAAAAAGAAAAAAGUAAUUUUGGAGUAUGACAUUGCCGUCUAGUCCAGCUAAAUCUUUUAUGGAAGGUAUUGAACAGACCCCAGAGAGAUGUCUGUUGCAGGCGACAGACACACAAGACUGAUCUACAAGAAUUCAUAAGGGAAGAAAUCCACAAUGCAGAUAAACAGUGGCAGACAUGACUUAAUGACGUAGUAACCAUCUGGCUUUUUGCUGAAGAAAACGCAGUGUUUCAGCUUGCUCUUCUGUUGACCUAAUUAUAAUUACCAGUUUCAGUACAGUAACCCUCUCUAAUCUGUUGAGGUUUCUUCAGUAGCCAGGAGAUAUGAGCCAAGAUCUUUAAAAAUAACUUAUUAGAAUGCCUGAGGCAUAUUAAAUACCUUAGUGGCUGAACUAUGAAUAUCCAUGGUUUCUAGUAAGUUGGUCCUUUGUUGCAACUUAGGUGCUUAGUUUUGUGUGGCUAAGAUCACUAGGUACUUCUGAAAAUUGCAGCUGGAAUAUGAGCCUUAACUCUAAACUUAUUUUUAUAUAUUUAAAAUUUGUUACUCUAAGAUAGCCUUUCCUUGUUAAUUUAAUGAAAGCUAUAAAUAGUUAUUCGCAUGAAGUUUUUUUCUUUGAAAUACAACUUAAUACAGAAUAAAACUGUUACAAGAGGGGCUGUUUUAAAGGUUGGAAAUGUUCUGUUAUGAGAAUCCUUCACUUAAAAAAAUUGAUGUGUGUUAUGUGUGGUCUUUUGGUUUUUUAAGUACGGGUUUUGAACAGCAUUCAAUCUGCUUCUGGGCCUCUUAAGUUGUGGAUCAUACCUCCUGCAUCAAUUUGAACCUAAAUAUAUAAAAAUGGCAAACAAUCUAAAUCAUCCUUUUGUAAGUUCAUUGAAGGCCCUUAUGCAAAUUAGGUUGUAGUCCUAAACGUGUGUAUUUUCCCUCAUUUAUUUGAAAGGAACGUGGCUGAAUGUAACUACACAGGAUUGUGGCUUUAGGAUGUAGUCCACCAAAGGCUGGCAGUACAAAAGCUUCCAGUGAAAACAUAAGGGGAAGCUGUGUAGUGGUGGUGGAUUGCAUGCUUAGUCUCAAAUCCACACCUACCCCUCCACAGUGGGACUUGUUUAUGAGCAAGUGUAUGCGGAAACAGGUUUUAACGUUAAGCUUUGAGAAAAAGGGGCAGUGAUGCAAAAGUUGACACAACUUUGCAUGAUAUAUUAUUACAUUAAGUCUUGGUCACUUUGUGAAACUGAAAUUCCAAAUGUAAUUCCGUAAGUACUGUAAAAGCAACUUCUCAGAUACAUUUAAGUAAAAAAAAAGAUUACAACUUCUGUUUGAGCAGUUUGCUUCUUGGUAUAAUAGUUAUCUCAACAAGUAUCAGUAAGCAUUGUUUUUCUUAUCAGAAACUUUCUGUAUUUGGCAGUUUAUUUUUAGGUUUAAGACUACAAACUACUUUCUUAGUAGUAGUCCUGGUAGUCAGUACUGAAGUGAUUUGUCCAUUGAAGUUGGAGACCUAAAUUUCACAUUUAUUUGAUGUGAUAAAGUUUCUACAACUUGGUA
This is a messenger RNA of Rhineura floridana, 3095 nucleotides long. RefSeq names its product centrosomal protein 43 (gene CEP43). The coding region runs from base 238 to 1395 and encodes 385 amino acids. The record is from RefSeq and is a predicted model, not a curated record. Lineage: Eukaryota; Metazoa; Chordata; Lepidosauria; Squamata; Rhineuridae. Gene Ontology annotation, cellular component: centrosome. Gene Ontology annotation, biological process: microtubule anchoring. Gene Ontology annotation, molecular function: protein binding. The transcript is spliced from 13 exons.